Molecule: messenger RNA, 2417 nt
Organism: Schistosoma spindalis
Lineage: Eukaryota; Metazoa; Platyhelminthes; Trematoda; Strigeidida; Schistosomatidae
Source: the annotation of a GenBank genome assembly
GAUACAAUAUAGUGUGAUACACCUGUUUGAUCAUUCAAACAUUCUGAUGGAUAAUUUGAGUUAAUUGGUUAGAAUACCACACAGACUAUUGAUCGUUUUAGUAAUAUACAAUAAACAGAAUUAACAAACUCAAAGAAGAGAAGUUAAAAUAAAUCUAGAUUCGAAUCUCGCAGGAGGUAUGGUCAUGGAUACGCACUGUUGAGGAGUCCCAUGGCCGUCUAGUGCUUCCAGAUUUUUCAUGGUGAUCGUCUAGCUUCAACUGACUCAUGAUCUUAAUUAUUCAAAAUUACUACAAUCUCCACAAAACCCCUUCUGAUAUUAUCCUUCUAUUUAUAUGUUUCAUUAUAAAUAAUAAGACAGUCAGUCUCUACUCAGAUUAUUGAUAUUUUAAGGUAAACAAGGCAGUAUAAAAUAAGAAUAAAAAAAAAAAACUUAUUCACGUAGGUGGGGAAAAGGAACAGAGUUUCUAUUCAAAUAAAAAAAAACAAACAAACAUUUUUUGUUUAACUCAAGAGUACUUACUAUUCAUUGAUAAAGAGGGAAGUCUAUUUGACCUUGAAGAUUGAACAAACAAAUGAGGUUCUACUCAUAUAUAUGUAUGUUAUUUAAUAAGAGAUAGAUAGAUACAUAGGAUGAAAUCAACCAAUCAGAAUAAACGCUCUCUUUCCAUUCGCCCACGCAUAGUUGCUAAGAUAUAUAUAUAUAUGUAUAUGUGUGUUUAUUAUUCUAGUUACUACCUAGUAUCCUAAUAUGCUCAUUAUUUAUAAUGUACUGAAUUAAACGAAGUUGUUAUAUAAAUAGUAUAUAUUCCUAUAAUAUACAAUAAGUAGUAUGGUUAUAUUAAUCUUUGGAAUUAUUUCUCAUAUUAUAAUACAAAUAUCCUAUGGAAAAAUACAUACAAAUCAAUGGUUAGUUAAAUUAAAACAUAAUAAUAAUAAUAAUAAUAGAAAUGAAUUAAAAAGAUCAGCUAAUGAAAUAGCUAAAGAACUUGGUUUUAUCACAUUAAAUGAACAUAAUUAUGGUGAACCAAAUGAAUUUGUAUUUACCCAUAUAGGUAUACCAUAUGCUCGUGGUACACCAAAUUAUAUACAUAAUUAUCGUUUAAAUCAACAUCCAUUUAUUGAUCAUGCUAUACAAAUUGAAGGAUUUAUACGUAAAAAACGUGGUUACCGAUCAUUAACUGAUAAUAAUUUAAAUCGAAUUAAUAUUCCAAAAGUAAGAAUAUUAACAAAUCAAGAAAAAGUAAUCAGUGAAUUACGUAAUAAAACAGAUCCAUUAUUUAAAAAUGAAUGGUAUUUAUAUAAUAUUGGACAAGCGGAUGGUGUACCAGGAUUAGAUUUAAAUGUAUUAGCUGCAUGGUCACAAAAUAUUACUGGUCGUGGAGUGAUUACAGCAAUUAUGGAUGAUGGUAUAGAUUAUUUACAUCCAGAUAUAGCUGAUAAUUAUGCUGCAGAAGCAAGUUAUGAUUUUUCUAGUAAUGAUGCAUUCCCAUAUCCACGUUAUACAGAUGAUUGGUUUAAUAGUCAUGGAACACGUUGUGCUGGAGAAGUUGCUGCAAUUGCUGGUAAUGGAGUUUGUGGAGUUGGUGUUGCACCAGGUUCUAAAGUAGCUGGAUUACGUAUGUUAGAUCAACCUUAUAUGACAGAUUUAAUUGAAGCAGCUGCAAUGGCUUAUGCCCGUGAUCUUAUUGAUAUAUAUUCAGCUAGUUGGGGACCUACAGACGAUGGGACAACUGUUGAUGGUCCAAGAAAUCAAACUAUGCGAGCUCUAGUAGAUGGUGUAAACAAUGGUCGAAAAGGUAAAGGUAGUUUAUAUGUUUGGGCAUCAGGUGACGGUGGAGAGAAUGAUGAUUGUAAUUGUGAUGGUUAUGCAGCUAGUAUGUGGACAAUAAGUAUUAAUUCAGUUACAAAUGAUGGUCAUACAGCUGUUUAUGAUGAAUCAUGUGCUUCAACAUUAGCUUCAACAUUUUCUAAUGGUAAAAGCCCAUUUCUUCGUGAUGCUGGAGUUGGAACUAUUGAUUUAUAUGGAAAUUGUACAUUACAUCAUUCAGGUACAUCAGCUGCAGCACCAGAAGCAGCUGGUGUAUUUGCUUUAGCAUUAGAAGCUCAAAAUGAACUUACUUGGAGAGAUAUACAACAUCUUACUGUACUUACUUCAAAACGUAAUCAUUUAUAUGAUAGACAACAUAAUCAUAAUUGGACAAUUAAUGGUGCUGGUUUAGAAUUUAAUCAUUUAUUUGGUUUUGGUGUAUUAGAUGCUGGUGAUAUGGUACAUUUAGCAAAAAACUGGAAAACUGUACCAGAACGUUUUCAUUGUAUUGCUGGAACAUUUAAUGGUCGUAAAAUUGCACGUCUUGGUCAACCUAUAUUUUUAGAAUUAAAUACUGAUGCAUGUAUGAAUAAUCCCAUAAAUCAAGU